AUGAUGGUUCAGGUUCCCACAAACUCACAGUCGUCGGUUACGUUGAUUUUUAAACACUUUCCCACUGAGCUCACAGCGCAAGACAUAGUGAGCUUUCUGCACAGCCUUGGAGCAACAAAUGUAAACUACCUCGGUCAGCAAGGUGCGUUGAAAAAUUCUGCUUUAGCGGAUUUUCCAUCUUUGGAACAUUGUUGGAAAGUGAUUAGAGGGGUUCAUCAACGAACGAUUUUGGAGAAGCGGCUUUGUGUCGAAUUCUUCUGUCCUACCGAUACAGGCCCUAAUGAAUUUCGUCAAAGUGGAUCGGGUACACAGGGAAUCCAGCCUUAUCCUGGACGAUGGAUGCCGACGGCUGAAUCCCCAUCGACACCGCUUGCUCCGAAGUGGGACAUUUGGAUACCAGUUUCACCCAACCUACACUAUAAAUACCCUCCUGCUACAGAAAGUAUUUUGACGAACAUUGUUCGGACGAUGGUAUCCUGUCCGGCUUUUUACACACAGGUUUUGCAUCUGAUGAACCGGCUUCAUCUACCUCCACCUUUUGUUGACCCUGAAUUGUUCCCUGGGACACUCAUUGUGACAGCAGAACCACUUGUGUCUCGUGAGCGCAGAACAGAUCAACAACAGAUCAGUAAAUUAAAAGGCGAUGAUGAACUUGAAAUGGAUUUGUCCACCAGCACGGAAUCGGAACUGGAGUCGGAUACCGACCUCAGAUCUGCUACCUCGACAAGAGCGACUCGCACUGUGCGACGAGCACGACGAGAGAGGCGAACGAAACCCGUGGGAGAUGGAAGACCAGCAGCGUUUGCAAAGCGGACCCGCGACAACAAGUUACAGCCACCAAACGUAUCCGAGCUAUUUGAAACACCCUCCGCGCAGCCCAAGCUGCAGCUCCAUGUACCACAAGAGUUACCACUGCAGGAGAAACGAGCACAUACCGCAGAGUCAGUGGGUGGAUUUGGCUUGCUAAACCCUGUCGUAUUAAACCACCAAUCCAUGGUCGUCGCAGAUCGAACGUCUUCGGAGCGUGUUUGGGAGAGCGACGACUUCCGACUCCGAAAGGGGACAGAGCGCCCUUAUUCUUCCUCCGACAACUCUGGUGAUGAAGGUGCUGAUUUCUUGCCGUCACUUUCUGACCAAGAACGACCAGACUGUGAUGUCCCUUUGUCCUUUUCUCUUGACGAACUCCGCCUGCGUCGGCUAAGUCCGGAAGAACGUCAAAACUACGCAGUAUUUUCUAAAAACUACUCAGCAGGUGAACCAACUUCUCGACUGUAUAUCAAGAAUCUGGCUCCAUCAGUUACCGAACAUGAUUUGCAUCGUGUUUUCGGCGUGUUUCAAUUUGGGCUCGUGAAAGAUCUGAACUUCAAGCCGGCCGUUCCGUCCUCUUCUACUGACCGAUUUUCCAUUCGAUUACUGACAGAAGGUCGCAUGAAAGGUUCAGAGCAAAACCAGCUGUCUAAAGGAUGA
Messenger RNA from Opisthorchis viverrini, 1467 nucleotides. RefSeq lists its product as hypothetical. Gene Ontology annotation, biological process: mRNA splicing, via spliceosome. Gene Ontology annotation, molecular function: pre-mRNA intronic binding; U12 snRNA binding. The transcript has 7 exons. Gene Ontology annotation, cellular component: U12-type spliceosomal complex. Bases 1 to 1467 code for a protein of 488 amino acids. The record is from RefSeq and is a predicted model, not a curated record. Lineage: Eukaryota; Metazoa; Platyhelminthes; Trematoda; Opisthorchiida; Opisthorchiidae.